AUGAGUGAAUUCGAUACGGACCCGACAUCCUUGUACAGCGUGAAGGGUAUCGUUAUUUUGGAUCAAGAUGGCAACAGAGUAAUUGCGAAGUAUUUCGACAAGACAACAUUCGGAACGACCAAGGAACAAAAAGCCUUUGAGAAAAGCCUUUUCCAGAAAACGUCUAGGAAUUCCUCAUCGGAAAUUAUUCUCCUCGAUGGUGUGACCUGCAUCUACCGAUCAAAUGUUGAUCUCUACAUGUAUGUUCUCGGAAGCAGUCGCGAAAACGAACUCGUAUUAGAGUCUCUGCUUAACUGCCUGUUUGACGCAAUCUCAACAGUGCUCCGGAAGAACGUUGAGAAGAAAGCCCUUAUCGAUGCCAUGGAUACAUGCAUCCUUAUCAUAGAUGAGAUUUAUUUGCUUCUAGAAAUGCCUCGAACACGCCCGAAACGGCUUGGCAGUUCGGCAGGGGCCGAUGUUUCUCCCCCAAAAUUACGAAGAAGUAAAGAAAUUGAAGAUCUAGUUAAAGUCGGAGAAAGCACUGUGCCCUUCACUUCGGUUGAAAGGAAGUUUUCCUUGCAAGAGAUGAGGGAUGCUCUUCCCGAUACUGCCCUUUCCGAAAAGGAGAAUCACCCCGAUGAAUCAAAUCAAAAGUUUCAGGAUGAAACUGCUGCCAUCACUCUGUCCGGUGUUGAAAACUACUUCUUGCAAGGGAAAAUUGCGCAGCUCAAUCGAACUCGGGUGAAGCGGACAAAAUCGAAGCCGAUAGCACAUCUAGCCGACGCCAACUUGUGUGAAGAGGCAAAUGAGAGCGAUGAGGAGGAAAACGAUGCAGAAACAGCGAGGUUCAGCCAUUGCGACCUUGGACUUCUACGGGACUAUCUUGUUGAAGAAGACGCCAAGUCCAAAAGCAAAGAAAGCUUCAAGAAAAUAACAAAAGAUUUCAAAUGGUGGACUUUUUGUUUGGCUGGCGGAUUCAAUUUACUGUUAUACGGUGUAGGCUCCAAGCGAGCGUUGCUGGAAGAGUUUCGGAAAACUCAGCUCAAGUCAUUCCGCACUCUGAGCAUUGACGGUUUCAAGGAAGAUGUGAAUGCAAAAUCGAUACUUACCAGUAUUGUCGACUCCAUGAAGCUCAAGGAUUGUGAGCCGAGACGGCGCUCCCUCGUUGAAUGGGCAAAGCACAUUGCGUCCACCAUCGAACGCAAUAAACAACAGCUCAUCGUCUUGUUGAACAAUAUUGAUGGUCCCAAUCUGAGGGAUCCAUCUGAACAAUCGGUUUUGGCAGCAUUGGUGGAGAGUCAUGCGGUUCUAAUGGUGGCCACUGUUGACCACAUCAACGCUUCUCUUCUUCAUACAAGUCAUCAGUUGCAAUUAUUUAACUGGAUAUACUACCGUGCGGACACCUUUAUCUUCUCAUGGCAGGAGAUUCUCGCAGGGCAAUCUACUCUGCUUGGGCUCAACCCGAAAAAUAAUCAGUCGACCCACUCGCUGUCUUCUCCUCGACGUUUUGUGGCAGUCAUUGGCCGCAAACUCUCGUUCCAUCCUUCGAAUAUUUUAUGCAAUGUUCUUCCACAGCAAGGAACCUGUCGCAUUCUGGGACCUUUUCACUGCUGCCAAGGACGAAUUUCUUGUUUCGUCAGAUACCGCUCUCCGUCAGCAAUUAGUGGAGUUCAGCGACCACCGCAUUCUUAG
Messenger RNA from Ostertagia ostertagi, 1671 nucleotides. Lineage: Eukaryota; Metazoa; Nematoda; Chromadorea; Rhabditida; Trichostrongylidae. The record is from the annotation of a GenBank genome assembly.